AGAAAUUCCCGUCCAUUCAGCGGUGGCAUGGGCGUGUCUGAGCGGAGUGCGUGUGCCCUGAGAAGUGAGUGCGGGUCGACUAGCUGGAGCGGGGGGACCGGGCUGCUAGUGCCUGGCUGUCUGCGUCACACGAAAAUGCACUCGGAUGCUGUCAAUUUUCAACUGAACUCUCAUCUAUCAACACUGGCAAAUAUUCACAAGAUAUACCACACACUCAACCGGCUGAAUUUGACAGAAGACGUGGGUCAAGACGAUCACCAGACAGGGAGUCUGCGUUCCUGCAGUACCUCAGACUGCUUUACUAAAACCAUGCCCCCACGAAAAAAGAGGAGACCUGCUGCUGGUGAUGACCUGUUGGCUAAGAAAAGUAGACACGAUGGAAUGUACAAGAAAUAUGACCACUCCAGAAUAAGAGCAGAGGAGGAAGCUUUUUCAAGCAAGAGGUGCCUUGAAUGGUUUUAUGAAUAUGCAGGAACUGAUGACAUUGUAGGCCCUGAAGGCAUGGAAAAGUUCUGUGAGGAUAUUGGUGUAGAACCUGAAAAUGUAGUUAUGCUUGUUCUAGCUUGGAAACUGGAUGCACAGAAUAUGGGAUACUUUACAUUACAAGAAUGGUUAAAAGGAAUGACCUCCCUACAAUGUGACGCCACUGAGAAACUUAGGAAUACUUUGGAUUACUUGAGAUCUUUAUUAAAUGAGCCAGCUAAUUUUAAACUUAUUUAUAGAUAUGCUUUUGAUUUUGCACGGGAAAAAGAUCAACGGAGCCUAGAUAUGAAUACAGCAAAAUGUAUGUUAGGACUCUUAUUAGGAAAAACAUGGCCCCUGUUUCCAGUGUUUAAUCAGUUUCUAGAGCAGUCAAAAUACAAAGUUAUAAACAAGGACCAAUGGUGCAAUGUUCUAGAGUUCAGCCGCACAAUAAACCUGGACCUCAGCAAUUACGACGAGGACGGAGCUUGGCCAGUAUUGUUGGAUGAGUUUGUGGAAUGGUAUAAGGAAAAGCAGAUGGCAUAACAUCCACUAUGCAUUGCAGCUGAAGAGUCAUUGUUAACACACUUGCAUCGACCAUUAGCCAUAAAUUGCUGUUUGUAUCAAAUGCAUGUUGCUUAUUUGCACAGUAUAUCCCUCCCGCCGGGGCCCCCGGUGUGUUAGCUGUUUGACAGGCCUGGCUUUAUGUGUAGCACUGUUCUCUUUACAGGCUGCUUUGCAUUUCGUAUUUACACUACAGAUUGGUGAAUACGCCAAUGUCCUCACUGUGAUACUGUGUAUAUUGCUGUUCAUUUUUUGUAUAUGCCUGUACAUAAAUGCUUAUCUUAAACAUUUUUGGUUGCUCACAUGCGUUGUACAAAUAACAUUCUCUCAUAUUGGUUACUUUUUACUUUCUUCUGUUUUCCGCAAGGAAAAAAAAAUGUUAAAAUAAAUCUUAGUUUAGUUGUGAGGAAUACCUGACAUGAUCAAUUUCUGUUUCUCUAGUAAUCCACAGUAUGAAGAAGUCCUUGAAUUUCCCUCUUCUUUCAAGUUGUUAAAUCAAAUAAUAAAUAUAGUUAAAGGGGUACUCCGGCCCCAAGACAUCAU
Hyla sarda is the source of this 1569-nucleotide messenger RNA. RefSeq names its product defective in cullin neddylation 1 domain containing 4 (gene DCUN1D4). Lineage: Eukaryota; Metazoa; Chordata; Amphibia; Anura; Hylidae. Gene Ontology annotation, molecular function: cullin family protein binding; ubiquitin conjugating enzyme binding; ubiquitin-like protein binding. Gene Ontology annotation, cellular component: ubiquitin ligase complex. The record is from RefSeq and is a predicted model, not a curated record. Bases 28 to 1008 code for a protein of 326 amino acids. The transcript has 11 exons. Gene Ontology annotation, biological process: positive regulation of ubiquitin-protein transferase activity; protein neddylation.